GACACGAUCCGGGAGUAGAACGGGGUGCUGUGGGGGACGAGGAGGAGUGGCCAAACCUCAGACACAGUUACAACAAACAGCUGUCUCGUCCGUGAAUGGUCAUGGGUUCCAUUCCCGAGCUGUCCAUUCUCCGGGGAGAGGUGCGCUCCCUCGGCAAUGGGCCCCACCUCUUGCAUCGUCUCUUCGAGCGGGCAGUUUGCCAUUUCGGGAAGCUGAAGGCCCUGACCUUCCAUAGCAGAACCCUCAGUUUCGAGACCCUGGACGCUACUGCAAACAAACUGGCGAGGUCGAUGCUCCGUUAUGCCACAAGCGUGGGCGUGCGGGCAAAUCAGGACGGCGACUUCUUGGUGGCCGUGUGCAUGGAACCCAGCGACCGACUGGUGGUAACAUUGCUGGCUGUCUGGAAAAUAGGGGCGGCAUAUCUACCACUCGACUCCAACUUCCCCUCUUCCAGGGUCAGCCACAUCCUGAACGAGGCACAACCCAUGUUCGUUGUGGUCGAUAAGGAUGAACCGGAAUUGUUCGGAUCAUUCAGGAACAUUACCCAGUACGAGGAGUUGCACCAGCUGGCUGCAAAUCUUUCGCCGGAGCCAGUGCCCGACACUGAGACAAUGACUGACAAGAACACAUCACUUGCUGUCGUGCUAUACACUUCUGGUAGCACAGGCAUUCCUAAAGGAGUGCGGCUACCACACCAGGUGGUGCUCAACAGACUGUUGUGGCAGUGGUGUACAUUCCCAUAUGGUCCUCAGGAGCAUGUCUGCGUCUUCAAGACUGCUCUUACAUUUGUGGAUUCGGUCGGGGAGUUGUGGGGGCCCUUGCUGCAGGGCCGCAACAUACUCGUGGUGCCCCGUGAUGUCACAAAGGAUCCUGAGCGACUCCUACAUGUCCUCGAGGAACACAAGGUGCAACGGUUGGUCCUUGUGCCAUCACUCCUGCGCUCACUGCUGCUAGUGUUGGGAUUUGAAGCCAAGAACAAGAGACUCCUGAACCACCUCACGACAUGGGUAUGCAGUGGGGAGCCACUCCCUGCCCAGCUUGCCUGCGACUUCUUUGCCCACUUCGAUUCUGGUGACCAUGUACUCUGCAACUUCUACGGGAGCACAGAGGUAAUGGGCGAUGUCACAUACCACGUGAUGCGAUCUGCCACCGACGUCAACGAGAGUGCCAAGGUGCCCAUAGGUCGUCCCGUUUACAACACUGCCAUCUACCUGCUGGACGAGAAUCACCAUCCUGUGGUGUCAGGUGAAAAAGGCGAACUGUACGUGUCUGGCUUCAACCUUACCCAGGGCUACGUGAGGGGUCGGGACCCUGAUCGCUUCCUAACCAACCCACUAACCGUUGACCCUGAACACUCUCGUCUUUACCGCACAGGGGAUUUCGCCCGCCUUGUAAAGGGCUCACUCGUGUACGAGGGACGCACAGACUCCCAGGUGAAAGUCAGGGGUCAUCGAGUCGACCUGUCCGAGGUGGAGCGUGCCGUGGCAGCAGUGCCUGGCAUUGACAAGAGUGUCGUGUUGUGCUACGAGCCGGGAGGGACCGAGCAGGCACUGCUGGCCUAUGUGACGACACAUCCUGGUGCCUGCCUGACGUCACAGCAAGUGGAGACUGAGCUCCACAAAAGCCUUGCAACUUACAUGCAGCCACAGGUGUUUGUAGUGGACAACAUCCCACUCCUUGUCAAUGGCAAGACAGACCGACAGGCACUGUUACAGAGAUACGAGGAACAAAACACCGGCAAUGACGGACACAGAGCAGACAACCUAAAGAUAGACUACACGGGAAUAGCAGCCAAGCAACUGGAAGCAGCACAUGCUCUGUUUGAGACAGUGGCAUCAGUUCUAGGAGGCAGCGCACGUUCCAAGGUGCGCCGUGAGGCAAACUUCUAUGAGCUUGGUGGCAACUCACUUAAUUCUGUGUUCACUGUCACCAAGCUAAGGCAGAAGGGAUAUAUCAUAGGUAUUACCAACUUCAUCUCAGCCAAAGACCUGCAACAAGUGUUGGAUCAAAUGCGAAGAGCAGAUGUCGACGCCGCAACGGUCACCGAGAAGCAAGAGGACAAGAGGUAUACGGCACAAAUGUUGCAAGACGAACACAAGGACGCUGUAAACCACAUGAUCACUGAGAGUUUCUACGAGAAGGCAGAUCUGGAGCAGUGGCUGAAGCCGGACAUCCAUCGAGAGGACUACAAGGACCUUACUGACAAGAUAUGGGAGCCCCUCGUCCUGAAAAACCUCAGUUUUCUCAUCAAGGACGCAUCUGGGGAACCAGUCGGAGUAGCUCUCAACUUCGACGCGCAUGAUGAACCCUCUGUGGAGAUUGCCAGCAAGCUGGAGAUUGUGUUUGAUUUCUUGGAGUUCCUGGAGGGUCCUAUCAGGGAAAAACAGCUACCUCAGGGGAAGGGCAAAGUGUUGCACAGCUUCAUGAUGGCAACCCACCCAUCACUCAACUAUCAACAGAACAUUGCGGCUAUGCACUUCAUGGAAGCUGAGGUGCUCAAGAUGGCGAAGAAUAAAGGUUUUGCUGGCAUCUUCACGACCAACACCAACCCUCUAACCCAGCAACUUGGCACUGAUGUGUAUGAAUACCAAGUGCUCCAUGACUAUCAAGUGAACCUGUACACGGCCCCAGACGGAUCAAGGCCAUUCCGAGAAGCACCAGACAGCCAGAGAGCCGUCUGUUCAUGGAGACCGAUAUAAGGCAGACCAAUCACAAACUGCAUCUGCAUACAGACAUGAAAACAGAUUCUUCAUUUCGAUAAAUUACCUUACAGUUCAAAGUCCAUGUAACUUUACAUUCAGAGAAGUUAUUUAUACUUCAGAUUUGUACACACACCAUUGCUACAUCUGUUCUAGUCCAUUAUCUGUCAGGCAAGGUGCUGUUGCAAUUUAAAUUCCUAUAAAUAUUAAAACAAAAGUUCUACCACCAAGAUGAUCUGCACCUUGGAUAUAGAGAAUUGUUAGUGUAGUGCUAUAAAUCUCUUGGACUGCUGUAAUGUUUAUAUGUUUUGUACAUACACAAAUAUUUAUACAGAUAUCAGUAUUUAUCAUUAUGUAGAAUUCAAGAUGGUUAAUAAAAGGGACUGGACAACCAGAAAUGCAUCUACUAAA
This is a messenger RNA of Zootermopsis nevadensis, 3110 nucleotides long. RefSeq names its product nonribosomal peptide synthetase ebony (gene e). Lineage: Eukaryota; Metazoa; Arthropoda; Insecta; Blattodea; Termopsidae. The record is from RefSeq and is a predicted model, not a curated record.